This is a messenger RNA of Cynara cardunculus var. scolymus (artichoke), 1207 nucleotides long. RefSeq lists its product as uncharacterized. Gene Ontology annotation, biological process: ribosomal small subunit biogenesis. The coding region runs from base 109 to 1071 and encodes 320 amino acids. The transcript is spliced from 5 exons. The record is from RefSeq and is a predicted model, not a curated record. Lineage: Eukaryota; Viridiplantae; Streptophyta; Magnoliopsida; Asterales; Asteraceae.
GAAAAUUGCAGCGCCAAUAUACGAAUCUGCAAGGUAGAGUCGAAGGAGAAAUUGCUGCAAAAGUUGUUUCUUCCCCUCAAUCUUGUGUUUUUUGGAUUGCAAUUCCAGAUGAUGAACCCCAAAUUGGCACGUAGCUUACGCAACUUGGUACCGUUCAUACGCAGAGACGCUUCUCAUCAUAAUCAACAUCGAUUCCACCAUUUUCAAUCACAUUCGUUUACCCUUUCCAACCCUAGUUUUUCUUCUUCUUUUUUGGUAUUUGGGUUUCGUCGUACUCUUUGUUUUCCUCUUGUAUUUUCCUCAACUUUUGAUUUUUCCUUUCCAAGUCUUCAUCGGUACUCCACCACCACCACCACCACCACCAAUGCCUCCUCCUGUGAAGAUAUCGAGGGUGAAAACCCUCAAGAAUUAGCUCAAUCUGACACGGAUGAAGUAGAGCCAAUCGACUUAUGGGAGGAAGAGGAUGAAGCUGAGCCUAAGAUUGGAGAUGGUGGAGAUGGAGGUGAUGUUGUCCUGCAAAAUUGUCCUUGGGGUGAGAAAGUUCUAUCUAUAGCUAGAGAUGUCUUGCUGCAGUUUGGUGAUGGCAUAGAAAUCUUUGCUUUUAAAACCUCCCCUCGUGGAUACAUUUAUGUGCGACUCGAUAAACUCUGUAACGAAUAUGGGUGCCCCAGCAUGGAGGAUAUUCAAAGUUACAGCCAGGAAUACAAGAGAAGACUAGAUGAAGCAGGGGUGUCUGGAGACAUCCCCAGCGACUUGGCUCUCGAGGUAUCAUCUCCUGGUGCAGAUCGGCUACUAAGAAUACCAAACGAUUUAGAACGUUUCAAAGAGAUGGCUAUGCGAGUGAAGUACGUAGAACGUGAUGAUACUAGAUCCGUGGAAAAGGAAGGAGUGUUCUUUCUGGAAUCCAUGGAAGCAGAAUCUGGGAGCUGCAUGUGGAGGUUGGCUGAUGUGAAAGAAAACCGAGAUCCUUCAUCUAAAGGAAGACCAUUUACCCGCAAACAAAAGGACUGGAGACUGGAACUGCCAUUCGAAAUGAUCAAGCAGGUAACUCUGUACCUUGACUACGAAUAGCACAUAGUCUCGAGUCCUUGUUUUUUUGGAUUUUUGCGAAAUUAUGUUCAUCAUGUUGUACGUUUCUAUGAGGUUACUUGUGUUUUUAUGUUUUCGAUCAAUGGAAAUCCCCAUAACGACUGUUGAUAUGUUGAAA